AUGAAUUAUCUUUGUAUCAAUAAAAUAUAAAAAUAAAAAUCAGAUCAACAAUGAUCACACAUACAUAGUAAUAAUUCACUAAAAGCUUAAAAUUGUUUCGAUUCCAAAAAAUGGGAAAGUUGCCAUAUCUCUACACUGAAUCAGAAGAAACAGAGGACACAUCAAGUUCAGUUGAAAAUAUAAAGAAGAAGAAAAAAUUAUCCAUCCUCAAAUACACGGGCGGCAACCUGCGCAAGAAGAAAUGCAAGGUCCACAGCAAGUCGGAUCCCGACGACAGCGAGCUGCGCAGCCGCAGCCGCAGCAGCCAGCGCAUUGGGCAGAAGCUGCGCGGGAUCUUGAAGCAUACGGAACAUGAGUCAACAGCAUCAGAUGAUGAUGAAGAGAGUGAAUCAAGCCGAAUCCUUCAUUCCAAGGACCGCUGCUUCGUCGGGCGUGUGCCUCGACCCGCGGGCUCGAAGCCUGGCAGGGGCGGAGGAGUGGCUAUCGUUGUUAGGAAGAAUGUUAGUAGCUUACAACCUCAACAGUCGACGAGUAGUACAAAAAGAAAGAAGACGAAGCGCCUACUGAGAAAGCAAUCUUAUUGAAAUUACUGUUUCAUUGUCAGCUUUGUUGUUUCCAUUAAAGAUUGAAUACAGAUA
This is a messenger RNA of Colias croceus (clouded yellow), 638 nucleotides long. RefSeq lists its product as uncharacterized. The transcript has 4 exons. Bases 111 to 584 code for a protein of 157 amino acids. NCBI's taxonomy places the organism in Eukaryota, Metazoa, Arthropoda, Insecta, Lepidoptera, Pieridae. The record is from RefSeq and is a predicted model, not a curated record.